AUGCAGCCAUCACAUCUGAGAAUUGGGCACCAAUCAAAGAUGGAAAAGGAUUAUCUAAUACCUGCCUCUGAAAGCAUUCUACUGGAACAUGGACUGUCUGUCGACAACCAUCAGGGUGAAAAGCUGGAGGAACUUGUGGUUGUUCACUUAGUGAAGCUGCUCUUGAAGGAGGUGAACCUUCUGCAGUAUUGUACAUCUCUGAAGUUCUGCACCUUGGCUGAUAACUACAUCACAGACAUCAGAGCUCUUCAGCCAUGUGUACACCUUGUUAAGUUGGACUUACAUGGAAAUCAGAUACAGAAUCUUCCUGGGAUGGAAUUCUGGAGACAUCUGAAGGACCUGAAACUGCUUUACCUGCACAACAAUCGCAUUGGAAAUGUGAGAAAUGUAGAAUUCUUAUCCACUUGUCCUGCACUCUUAGGUCUCACCCUCUAUGACACACCACUGAGCUUGCAGAAAAACUACCGCCAUAUCGUGGUCAACAGUAUAUGGUCACUAAAAGCCUUAGAUCACUUUGUAAUCUCCGAUGAAGAAAUUAUCGAGGACUGGACUCUGCAUGGCGGAUUCAAAGCACUAAGCCCGGAUCUGCAACUGAAUAUGUUACUUGCUCCCAGCAAGGAGAUCUUCUCCGUGCAAAGCGAGACAAAAGACACGAGCAAAAUCAUUACAAAAAUCAAUUGCGUUCUGGCCGCCUCCUCUCCGGUGCUAAUUGUCCAGAAAUGGAUACGAGGGUAUUUAGUGCGGCGGAGGAUGGGGUACGUAGAACACUCUCCGAUCGGUUUUAUGUUUGUUUGGAGCGGGCUGAGAAAAUAA
Messenger RNA from Staurois parvus, 813 nucleotides. Lineage: Eukaryota; Metazoa; Chordata; Amphibia; Anura; Ranidae. The record is from the annotation of a GenBank genome assembly.